AUGGAUAACAUCCAGACCAUGAAAUCCACAGACAGAAUUCGCAUUUCAGCCUCACAGAGGAACCUAAAGGAGCUUGAUGACAUGGUCAAGGGCAAGAAACUGGUGGUCCGAGAAGUCAGAGACACGCUGAGUGCCUGCCGACUGCGGAUCAAGGCUCUGGCAAAGCAGCUGGAUCAUGUAGACAGUGAAACAGAGAAGGAGGAGGAGGCUGGCAAUGUUGCAGCCGUGUCACGACUGCAGGCCACGCGUCGCCGACUGCGCACCGAGCUGGACAAGGAGAAGGCCUUGGAGCUGGGGAUUGCUUGGACACUAGAGCAAAACCUCCUUGAGAUGUGGCAGGUAGAAACUGAGCAGGGAAAAUACCAAACCCUCCGUGAGCAACUUCAGAAGGAUGAGGAGGAGCUAAAGAGGCAAUACCAAGAGAGAGCAGGAGUGAGGAUCUGGAAGGAAAAAAUAGCAGCACUGCAAGCAGAAGGCAAACGUCGGACGCGAGAGAAAAAAGAGGAGGAGGCCUGGAAAGCAUGUGAAGAAAGAAGUAAAAAGAUGUUAGAGGAUGCCAAAAGGAACCACAAAAAAGCAGUUUGCUUCCUGAGGCAAAGCAUAGCAAGAAUUCAUGAAAAAAAUGCAAAGGAAGAAGCGAAAACUCAGGAGCAUAUGGAGAGAAGGAUACAAGCUGUGCUUUCCCUGAAAACCAGCAUCACUUCCAACAGGGAAAAGCUCAAAACUCUCCAGUUUUGGAAGAAAGCAAAGGCCUUGGAGGCAAAGAAGCAGGAGAUGAGAAUGAGGGAAGCCAUCCUAGCAGAAGGAGGCAAUGUUGCCAAGGAAAUUUUCUUCCAUAAACGACAGUUAAAGCAUGAAAAAGAGAAACAAGCUUAUAGAGAACUGCAGAAAUCAAGAAGAAUUGAGAUCGUGUCUCGAAUUCUGCAAGAAAAAGCUUCUCUUCACAAGCAGAGAAAGAGUCAGUUCCAUCCUGAGACAAUUAAGGCUCGUGGGAAAUGGGAUGAUCCUGUCCUGGGGAGAAGGAAAGCCUGGAAAUAUGUUGAGAAGACCCACACACAUGCAGCUGGAGCCAUGGCACAGAUACCCAAAGAAGAAAUGGAUCCAGGGCAGCUGUCUGCAAGGGCAGUGAAAACAGAAACAUCUAAGAAAACAAUGGAGGAAUUACAAACUGGAGAUUUUCCUAGGCAGAUAGUGCCUGGUCAUGAACACAAGGGCAGUACUUUCUACAGCAAACCAAGCUGCAUCCACUUCAAGGAUUUUGAUGUUGGUCAAACCUACAAGAAGAAGCUAGUUUUGACCAAUGCAUCCUACAGCAGUAACUACUGCAGGCUGGUGGGAGUCAGUGAGUGGCUCAAGGACUUCAUCACUGUUCACUUUAGCCCACCUGGCAAAAUGUCUCCUGGAAUGUCCUGUGAAGUCAUGGUAACAUUUAAGCCAGCGAUCAAUGAGAGUCUGGAAGGAGCAGUCCUGUUUCUGGCACUGACAGGUGCUUUUUCUGUCCCCCUGAAAUGUACAGUCAAGAGCUGCAUUCUGGCCCUAGAUAAAGAGCUCAUUGAUUUUGGCAGCCACGUGGUGGGAGAGACAAUUUCCCAGACCAUCACCCUGACAAACAGAGGAGCUUUGGGAACAAGAUUCAAAGUUCAGACAUCAGCAGAACAACCUGGACAAGAUGUAUCAAAUACCAGAGGAGAUCUAGACACAGACAAUGCAGAUGAUUCAGUGGAACCUUCUUCUGAAGAAACACCAGCUGAAAUUAUGCUUGGAAAGGUUACUGAGGGAGAGAUUGGACCCUUCAGCUCCAUCAAGCUCCCAGUUGUGUUUGCCCCAGCUGUGCCUGGAGACUCAUGGGCAGAGUUUGUCAUCACAUUCGACAGCCCAGACUGCAAACCACUGUGCUUCAGUGCCACUGGAGUCUCUGUGGCUGUGCCCAUCUGGGUGUCCAAGCCCAGUGUGGAUCUGAGGAUCUGCCUGUACGACAGGCUGUACCAGGACUGCGUGGUGGUACACAGCAGAGCAACAACCACGCUGCGUUUGAAGUUUGAAGUGCGCAGAGAAUUGAGUAAGCACAUGAUGCUGCUUCCAAAAGCAGGUUACAUCCAGGCUCAGUCAUCCUUCAGCGUGCAGCUCAGGUUCCUGCCCAGGCACUCUCUUCCUGAGGAUGCUGGGAGCUAUUUCAAUGCAGAGACAAGCAUCCUGGAGGUUCCAGUGACAAUCCUGAUUGUGGGCAAGGUUAAAACAGUUGAUUUUACUGUCCAUGCCAUUGUUACAACUUCUGACUUGGAAUUCAGUCCAGCACAGAUCAACUUUGGGUACUGCACGAUCUAUGAGGCAGUGCAGGCAAAUGUCAUGCUGACAAACAAAUCCAUCUUGCCUCAGGAGUUUGGAUUCGUGGGGCUGCCAGAGUUUGUUGACAUUCAGCCAAAUGAUGGAUUUGGAGUUCUCCUUCCCCUGGAAAGCCUGACACUGGACAUUAUCUUCAAAGCUACCAGGGCUGAAGAGUAUAGCUUUGAGCUCACCUGCAUGACAGAGACCAACAGACAAUUCAAGCUGUCAUGCAAAGCAGUUGGAGUCCACCCACCUCUUGAAUUGUCUCAUUCCUUGGUUCAGUUUGCUGCAACAGCUCUUGGUGCUGUGUCUGCAGCCACCCUGGAUGUGCUCAACCCCCGUGGGAGUGGGAAGUGCCUCCCUCACAUCGUGCCCCGGAUCGGCAGCGCGGAGGGACCAGCUGCCUUCGAGUUCCACGUGCCACCAGAGUGUCCUGUGGCCAUCUCACCUUCUGGGGGAACUCUGCUGCCUGGGCAGAAAAGCUCCAUCCAAGUGUCCUUCAGCCCAACCCUGUCGGAUCAGCUAAUCAGGGAAGAGGCAGCUCGGAGGCUGUGUGAAGCAGCUGUGCCAGGGGCAGCAGUACAAGGAACGAAGGAAGACAAAAAGAAAGCAGGAAAGAAAUCAGGCAGUUCCACUCCGAAAUCGGGCAAUUCCACUCCCAAACGGCUUGGAAGGGCUGGAAGCAGGAAAUACCUGUGUGAUGUAAAUAGCUCUGAACAGCCCAAACCCGAAGACAUAAAGCCUGAUUCUGAUGCUUACAGGGCAGCCCAGUCUUCCCUGAUGAGGAGUUUCCCUGGGAGUUUUGAAAGAUACAUCAUUCCAUGCUUUGUUGCAAGUGGACACAUGGAUGGACAGAAGGACUCUGGAAACCUGAGUUACAGCCCUUACCACACGUUGUACCUGGAGCUGCAUUGUCCAGCUGUAGCCCCCUCUGUCCUGGUCACCUCAGACAAUGGGAACAACACGGUGGAUUUUGGUGAUGUUGCUGUAGGCCACAGGGUGCUGAAGAGAAUCACAAUAGAAAACAUCUCCCCAGAGAAGCUGGAAGUAUCCUUAUUCUCAGUUCUGAAUCCAAAUGGUCCCUUCCUGUUGGCCAGAGCAGUUGGAAUGCUUGAGCCAGGUGAAAGCAAACCCCUCAUCAUCUCUUUUUGUCCAGAUAAGGAUGACAGGUACUUUGAAACUUUGGACAUCCAGGUGGCAAAGCCCAACCUCAGCCUCCACUUCACUGGGCAUGGGGUGAUCCCAUCCACGGUGUGCUCUGUGGGAGAAGCACUUGACAUGGGAUAUGUUGUGGUCAGGGAGAAGGUGACUGCCACAGUCAAGAUAGAGAACACUUCCAGCCUGACCCUGCCAUACUCCAUACAACUGGACUCGCUCUCACCAACAAGGGACAGAGACCAGCAGACAACAGAGCUUGUUGGAACCCAGAACAAUAGUGGCUUAAGUGUGUUCAGUGUCUUCCCAAUGGAAGGAGAAAUUGAGGCUGGGAAAAGUCAGGAUUUUGUUGUCACUUUCAGCCCUGAACAUGAGAGUCUGUACUACUCUGACCAGCUCAUGGUUAUGCUCUUUGGCAAGCUAACAGCCCACAAGAUCCAGCUGAAGGGAGCAGCGAGGGAUCACCCCAUGUUUGUGGAGGGAGGAGAACCACUGGAUGUGCCUGUGGAGUCCUUGGCUGUAACAUCACCUGUGGCAUCGCAGAAGGCAGAGAAAAGAGAGCCAGAGAAACCAGUGAAGUCCCUUCUCCUCCUCCUGGAGUACGUCGCGGGCGAGGGCCCUGCAGAGCCUGCCAGGGCUGAGCUCAGGGUUGGGGCUAUGCAGACAGCUAAGAAG
Molecule: messenger RNA, 4155 nt
Organism: Acanthisitta chloris (rifleman)
Lineage: Eukaryota; Metazoa; Chordata; Aves; Passeriformes; Acanthisittidae
Gene: CFAP74
Product: KIAA1751 ortholog
Exons: 32
Source: RefSeq, a predicted model, not a curated record